AUGGCGUCCAAACUCGCACCGUCGCUGCUGCGCGCAGCAUCGCGAGCAUCAUCGGCAGCUCCGCGACGCAGCCUGCGGCCCCAACAUCUGCGCCCCUUCUCGAGCACUCCCUCAACCCGCAGCGAGACUCUCUCGGUCCACCGCAAUACUCCCUACAACAACCCCUCAAUCCCAUUCAAAUUCAACGACAUGAACCUAAAACUCAUCGACGAAAUCCUCAAACGCUACCCCCCACAGUACAAGAAAGCAGCCGUGAUGCCGCUCCUCGACCUGGGGCAGCGCCAGCACGGCUUCACCUCGAUCAGUGUGAUGAACGAGGUAGCGCGGAUCCUCGAGAUGCCACCGAUGCGCGUCUACGAGGUCGCCACCUUUUACACCAUGUACAACCGCGAGCCCGUGGGCACCUUCUUCGUGCAGGUCUGCACCACCACCCCCUGCAUGCUAGGCGGCUGUGGCUCCGAUUCCAUCAUGAAGGCCAUCGAGCAAGAGCUGGGCAUCCACAGCGGACACAUGACGGACGACAAGGUCUUCAGCUUGCUGGAGGUCGAGUGCCUGGGCGCCUGCGUCAAUGCACCCAUGAUGCAGAUCAAUGACGACUACUACGAGGACCUGACGCCCGAGACGGCUGUGCAGCUGCUCAGGGCGCUGCGCGCCAGCGUCACCGAGAAUGGGUACGAUGCGAGCAAGGUGCCGCGUCCUGGCCCGCAGGAGCGCGAGGGCGGUCGGAGGAUGACGUGCGAGAAUGUUAAGACCCGGACGAAUCUGCUGCAGGAGCCGUACACAGCGGAGCAGGUGAUGCGGACUGAUGGAGAGCUGUGA
Cyphellophora europaea CBS 101466 is the source of this 819-nucleotide messenger RNA. RefSeq lists its product as uncharacterized. The transcript has 2 exons. Gene Ontology annotation, molecular function: NADH dehydrogenase activity. Bases 1 to 819 code for a protein of 272 amino acids. The record is from RefSeq and is a predicted model, not a curated record. NCBI's taxonomy places the organism in Eukaryota, Fungi, Ascomycota, Eurotiomycetes, Chaetothyriales, Cyphellophoraceae.